This is a messenger RNA of Echinostoma caproni, 180 nucleotides long. The record is from the annotation of a GenBank genome assembly. Lineage: Eukaryota; Metazoa; Platyhelminthes; Trematoda; Plagiorchiida; Echinostomatidae.
GUGCUGUUAGAAGCGCAAGAUCUGGCCACACAAGCUCGUGAAGAGUGGCGUUUCACCGAUCUAGCCACAUUUACACUCAUAUGUCGACAGUGUCAGAUGCCACUGACUGGUCAGUCUGGAGCUCAACAACACGCGAAAGAGACGGGCCACACGAAUUUCAGUGAAAUUCCCACGACGUGA